Colossoma macropomum (tambaqui) is the source of this 876-nucleotide messenger RNA. It is a transcript of the gene mcts1, whose product is annotated as MCTS1 re-initiation and release factor. The transcript has 6 exons. Lineage: Eukaryota; Metazoa; Chordata; Actinopteri; Characiformes; Serrasalmidae. The coding region runs from base 185 to 730 and encodes 181 amino acids. The record is from RefSeq and is a predicted model, not a curated record. Gene Ontology annotation, molecular function: RNA binding. Gene Ontology annotation, biological process: formation of translation preinitiation complex.
GACUGUCGCAAACCAGUGUCGUCUGCUGUGGAGCUGCUGCGCUGUAGCUCAGUGUGGGAACUUAGCCGGUUAAUUCACUGAUCGUCUCUUGUUAGAUGUUUCUUUUUUAAAGUGCCGGUUGCUUAAAAACCAUUUUGAAAAACUACGAAAGGCAAGACCGAAGGCAGAAGUACGACCAGCAAGAAUGUUUAAGAAAUUUGAUGAAAAGGAAAAUGUUUCAAACUGUAUUCAACUGAAGACCUCAGUAAUCAAAGGCAUUAAGAAUCAGCUCCUAGACCAGUUUCCUGAUAUUGAUGCAUGGCUGAACCAGAUAAUGCCCAAAAAGGACCCCGUCAAAAUCGUGAGAUGUCAUGAACAUAUUGAAAUUCUGACAGUAAAUGGAGAGCUGCUGUUCUUCAGACAGAGAGAGGGACCAUUUUUUCCCACCCUCAGACUCCUACACAAGUAUCCCUUCAUUCUUCCACACCAACAAGUUGAUAAAGGAGCUAUCAAAUUUGUUCUAAGUGGAGCCAAUAUCAUGUGCCCCGGGCUGACGUCACCAGGAGCCAAACUCUACCCUGCUGACGUAGACACAGUAGUUGCCAUAAUGGCAGAAGGUAAGCAGCAUGCACUCUCUGUAGGAGUCAUGAAGAUGUCUGCGGAGAACAUAGAGAAGGUAAAUAAGGGGAUUGGAAUUGAGAACGUUCAUUACCUCAAUGAUGGACUGUGGCACAUGAAGACGUACAAGUAAUGGAACCCCCGGAAUGUGACAGAAUCUCUGAACUGCUAUCAUCAGUAAACCAGUCUACUGCACAUCAUUGGACUCCACAGCAAAUCACACCAAAAGUUUUGAAUUAACACCAUUUUGAUGCACAAAUAAAACCUGCAUUCAAGUUA